UUCACAUCUUGCUGGAAAUGAAGAUCUAUUUAUUAAUAUUUGUCUUGGGCUUUUUCUUUGGGAAGAAUCAGGUGGCCACUUUCAGUACACAUCACAGUGAUCACCCCUCUCUGCUUCCAGCUUGUGUGGUCUAAAGAAGGCUCUAAUACUACUGUGUGAGACCGCCGGGCGAAUAUUCGCAAAUAUUGAUCCCUUCCUUCUGCUGCUUCUUUCAAGUUACACUGAUUCCCAGAGAGUCAGACAACACCUUCACCUGUGGAACCCCAAGACCAGGUGCUAUAUGUUCUACCACGUAGUGACCGCCAAGCUGUGCUUCUUCGAAAUAUCACUUCCUCAUUUGAUGAGAUGAUUAUCCUUUGGAUGCCAGACUCUCCCGAGCAUAUAGAGAAGAACAAAGAAGUUCACUUCUAUGUAAAUGCUACUAUCGUAGAUGAGGUGAAGUCUAAAUUGAAGGAAUCUGCCAUCACCUAUACCAUUUUGGUUGAGAAUACCCAGAGUCUUAUUGAUCAGCAAACAUACAAUGACACUUCUGGUCAGCGAAGCACCACCUCUUACUAUGAACAGUAUCAUGCCUUGGAAGAUAUAUAUUACUGGAUGGAACAAAUGGUAGAGUCACAUACCAAUUUGCUGGAGAAAAUUUACAUAGGAAGUUCUUUUGAAAAGCGACCUCUCUAUGUUCUGAAGAUGACGGGGAAAGAAAAAACAGCAACACAUGCAAUAUGGAUUGACUGUGGUAUACACGCCAGGGAGUGGGUUUCUCCAGCCUUCUGCUUGUGGUUUGUUGGACAUGCUGUGGGAUUCUAUGGUACAGACGAGUACAUGACAAAUCUAUUGAAAUACAUUGACUUCUAUAUCUUACCAGUAAUGAAUGUAGACGGAUAUCAAUAUACAUGGACUACGAAUCGAAUGUGGAGGAAGAAUCGAUCUAAGCAUCCAAACAGUGAAUGCUAUGGGACUGACCUUAAUCGGAACUUUGAUGCUGGGUGGUGCGGACCGGGUGCCUCCAGGAAUCCUUGCCAUGACACAUACUGUGGACCUUACCCAGAAUCUGAACCUGAAGUGGCUGCAGUGGCCAACUUUAUCAGACAGCACAAAGAUACCAUAAAAGGCUACAUAACAAUGCAUUCUUACUCCCAGAUGGUGCUCUUCCCAUAUUCAUAUACAAAAGAGAAAUCUAAAGAUCACGACGAACUGUUGCGGCUCGCAAAUAAAGUUGCAGAUGGAAUAAGGGUUAAAAACAGAAGCAGAUAUGCAUCGGGUGCAGGAGCAGACACUAUUUAUCUGGCUCCAGGAGGAUCUGAUGACUGGGUGUAUGAUCUGGGUAUCAAGUAUUCUUUUACUAUUGAACUUCGUGAUAAAGGGACCUAUGGAUUUUUACUACCUCCAAAUUUAAUAAAACCAACAUGCAGUGAAGCUCUGACGGGAAUCAAAAUUAUAUCUGCACAUAUUGUGAAAAAUAUUUAGUGCAAUCAAAAAUAAAAUGAACAAAUUCUUGUUACUCUGAAUGUAGCAAUGAGGCAUAAACCAGUGCAUUUUUUUUAUAUCUAUAAAAAUUACCAUCUGCACAUUGUAUAAAAACAUCUUACAGUAAUAA
This is a messenger RNA of Hyla sarda, 1594 nucleotides long. It is a transcript of the gene CPB2, whose product is annotated as carboxypeptidase B2. The record is from RefSeq and is a predicted model, not a curated record. The transcript is spliced from 13 exons. Lineage: Eukaryota; Metazoa; Chordata; Amphibia; Anura; Hylidae. Gene Ontology annotation, biological process: fibrinolysis; proteolysis. Gene Ontology annotation, molecular function: metallocarboxypeptidase activity; zinc ion binding. Bases 346 to 1464 code for a protein of 372 amino acids.